AACAGUUUUCGCUGGAGAUUAUUUCGAGGGGUUUGAAACUCUUGGUUUAUCGCUCGGAUAUUUUGGGACCUCUUGAGAGUAACUGUUCAGUCUCAUCGGGGAUAAUAUCACCCUCUUCUGGGACUGCAGCAUCUGCAAUCGAUCUGUAUUGCAUUCCAGUUCCUCGGAUGUGUCAAAAUAUUUACUCGAAUGGGAUUGAAUUUUUCAUUUCUGAGUCAUUUUUCACAUCGAUAUCAUCAGCGGUAAUUCUCAACUCGAUUUCUAUUUCUAACGGUGAAUUAGGUCGAGUGAAAACUCGUAAAAAUCCACGGUGUGAAACGAGGCGAGAACCGACGAAAUAAAAGAGCAAAUCAUUGAGGAUGGGCGUGCAGUGUUGUGCAUCGAUGACGGUUAGAAAAAUGAUCGACGAUGGGAAGAAACUGUUUAGAGGCACGUACUAAUGGAUAAAGAAUGGCUAUCGUGCUUUAUCUAUGCAAAUUCACCCAACUUUGAAGGGAUAUCGCUUGACUGGUGGUUUUUAGGGAACACGAAUGUGCCUGAAGCACUUUGUCUUCGUUCAUGAGUGAGGUCACUUACAACAGGUGUUAAAAUGCUCUCGCAAAUGACGACUGAAAGCCGGCGAUUGGAUGGCAAACGCCCGAAGGAGUUGAUGUCCUCAUCGAGCCUAUCCGGCAUGUCCCAACUAUCGAACAGCAGUGAGGAGGCCCUGGAGCCCUUCGUCACCCACAAGCCUGAGAAUUCCGAGAGUGCUCCGAAAGAAAACAGUGCAAAAGGAAACGAGUGGUUGGUGAACGGCCCCAGUGGCAGUAAAGCCCCUGUUCUGAGGUUCAAGUGUUCAGCCCUAGCGACGCCCCCGGAAGAUCCACCAGCUAAGCAACUUCACAUGACCUAUAAAAUCAUCCAGGCUGACACCAAGCUGAUGACACUGCUCCUCCAGUGCCAUGGGCUCACUGAGGUUUCGGUCAAUGAUGCCGACUUCAACCUUCUGUGGAUGGGAAGCCACCCGAAACCGGAUGUUCUGAGGAGCCUAGCGCCGUUCCAAAAAAUUAAUCACUUCCCGAGGUCAUACGAGAUAACCCGAAAAGAUCGUCUCUACAAGAAUAUCGAGGCGAUGCAGAGAAGCAAAGGUCUUCGCAAUCUGGACUUCAUCCCCCAGACCUUCUUACUCCCCAGUGAAUCACGUGAAUUACUGACCGCCCACUUCAGGUACCGGGGUCCCUGGAUUGUAAAGCCAAAGGCUAGCUCACGAGGUCGUGGCAUCUACAUCGUCAACAGUCCAGAGAAAAUAUUCACUGAGGAAUCAGUUAUUGUGGCGCAGUACAUCAACAAUCCCCUCUUGGUUGACGGACACAAGUGUGACUUACGUCUCUACGUUGCUGUCACAAACUACGAUCCACUUCUUAUUUAUUUGUAUGAGGAGGGAUUGGUCAGAUUUGCAACUGUCAAGUAUGAGGGUGGCAAUCAGUAUGUCUGGAAUCCCUGCAUGCACCUGUGUAAUUACAGCAUCAACAAAUUUCACGUUGAUUAUGUCAAGAGUGAAGAUCCAGACGCUGAAGACGUGGGUCACAAGUGGACCCUCUCAGCCCUCCUCCGUCAUCUCCGUUCAAUGGGCCAGGAUACAGAGCUCCUCAUGCAGAGAAUCGAGGACAUAAUAAUAAAGUCAAUCCUGGCAACAGCCUCUGGAAUUGUCAGUGGUGUAAAGCAGUUCGUAAAACACCCCGAGACCUGUUUCGAGCUUUAUGGCUUCGAUAUUCUUAUAGACGACACCCUAAAGCCCUGGUUAUUGGAAGUUAACCUGACGCCGUCCCUGGGUUGUGACUCUCCCCUCGAUGUUCGACUGAAAUCAGCUCUUAUGGCGGAUCUCCUCACACUGGUGGGUCUCCAAGCAGUAGAUCCAAUACUCAGACCCCAGAAUCCCCAGAGCAGAGCCCUGGGGAAUCCCUCCAAGAGACUGGCUAGCCAUAGAAGGGUCAAUUCAGCUGAAGGACUUAAUACUAAGAAGAGGAACCCUGUCAAAGCCUCCAACAGGUCUGGCCUGAGUUCGGAGCAAUUGAGAAUUGUGGCGUCAGCAAAGGCCCAGUUCGAGAGGCGUGGAGGUUUCGUCAGGAUUUUCCCGAGUCCAAAGUCGUGGGAAAUGUACUCACAGUACCUUGAUCCAGUCACUGGAAUUCCAGUAGUGACGGAUCCCCUGGGACCUGGCAGAGUCCCACAGGGUGUCAAUACUAAUUACAAUCUGAUGCUACACGAACAGCUGUUUCCCGCUGCCAGCAGAACCACUGGUUUCUCAGUGCCUGAGGUGACCUUGGACAGACUGUCGAGGUAUGAGAGGUACGAGAGGGCACUGGUUAAGGGACACAAGCAGAGUCUGGAUCGAGGAGAUAGCAAGGAGAAUAUUGAUGUGGAUACGCACAAGUAUAAGGACCAAGUCACGCAGAUGAUGCAAGAGGGAAACAAGCUCAGUCCAGGAGAGGCGAGAAAAGCCUUCGGUUUGUACUUGGGAUGUAUUCUACGUAAAAUAUCUCAACCAAGUGCUGAUUCUGUUUGCUGUGAUCUUGUCAUGAAGUUUCUACAGCAGUCCUCCAGCAAUUUACGAACGCCAUUCCUCUUUACUAUACCAAGUAACAAAUUGAGCGACAAGGAUCGUGCAGCCAUCACUGCCAAGCAAUUGUCUGAUUUUUUGCAUCUCUAUAAUCGUGAAACUGAUUUGUAUGCUGAUACCGUUGACAGGCCUAGAACUGUACCUAAUAGAUUAUUUCAAAAAUUCCUGACCUGCGCGAGUGAAGAGGACCUCGACGACGUCCUAAUCCUCCAAACAAAGCUCUAUAACUGCGCCCACAGUUUCCUGGGAAGAAGUGGCUUCGCCGGUAACCUCCGAGGUAGCAAUCUCCUGGGUUCUCUUCCCCAGAUAACGUCCCGAGUCCACUCAAAUGCAGCCACUUCAGAACAGUGCAAGUGCACCCAACCGAACAGUCGACCAAGUAAAGCGCCUCGCACGUAAAAUAUAAUUCUAGAGCCCUCAACUUCAUCCCCUCGAAAAUUAGCUGAUAAUUAGGAGUAAGUUUAUCGAUCGGAGGAUACGGUUGAACCGUCCACACUCGAUUACCUCGCCAAUCAGGGCUAAUUAAGAGUUGAAGCAAACAUCGACAGUAAGGCCUAGAUGUCAAGCACUUUUUAACAUCGACAAUCUUUGAAAAUAUUUAAAGCUGAAUUAUUCAUUUACAUUAUCACAGUUUGUUUUUGUGUGAUGCUAGUCUAGAAUCGGUGUUUUUUCAGAAUCGUAGAGACUAAUUGCUAAUGAAAUUUCAUAAUUAUUGGAUUGUUAAUAAGGUAGUGAAGUGGUAGGACAGUCCUAGGGUUGAAUUACACAUUUUCAUCCAAAAAAAAAGGAGAUGAAUAGUUGUGCUCCACCACUUCACCACUGAAUUGUUAAUGAAGCAAAGGAAAUUUUGAAAAAUUAACAAAUUGCACAAAGUAGCUGUCGGCCUAAUUGUUUAUGUUUUGUAAAGGCUAUGAAUUUAUUGCGGCCUAGUUUCGGUGGUGCUUAAGCUCUGGCUAUCUAUUAGUCAUAUUUAUAAUCAAUCAAUAUCAUUUCCAUUUUAAUCUAUUUUUUUUUUAUUUAUUUUUUAUUCGGUUGUUCUGUGGAUAAUCAACUCCUAGUCAUGACCAGAAGUGAUCAAUGUGAUUGAGAUACGGUAGAUAAUUUAUUAUACUGAUUAACUAUCGCUUGAUUAUAUUUUUGUGAAAACACAGGAGCUGUUGAUAUAGUAUUUUUGUGCUGUGAUACGAGAGAUUUUCAUGGACAACUUAUGCUGACAAUUAGAUAAUUGUAGGGGUAACUGCAUGUUUGUUUUAUUUCGACAGCACGUUUUUGAUAUUAUUUAUUUACGAAAAACAUCUGGGAUUUUUUAGUUCAAUUGUUUUAGAAUCAUUUUAUACUUUUGUUAAUUUUUAUUUAUUUAAUCGGAGAUUUUACGUGCACGUUAUCAUGAAUUUAAUAGUCGAAUGCUUUUUGUAUUCAGUGUUGUCGCACGAUAUCUAUUAAUUUUGCUAAUUAUUAAGAAGAUAGGAGCGAAUAUUUAGAGAGUGAGGAUUAAUCAAUUUUUUAAAAAGUUAGUUACUCAAAGGGAAAAUUCUGAAGGUGAUAGUUAAAGCAGCUCAGCAUUUUUAUAAUUCAACUAUCAACAACCCUCUCCUAUACUGCCUAUUUAAGAAAAUUUAAUGAUUGAUAAUUCAACCAAAUGUGGCAAAUCAAUCGGUUUCUGUGCAGUCAGAGUUGUUCAUUUUCCGAUGAAUCAAUGAAAAACUAGAAAAUAUUGGAUUUAAUUUUUAAAAAUAUGUAAAAAUGAUCAUUGAAAUGGUUUUGUUAAUAAAAUAAUGCAGCUGAAUUUCGCAUCAA
This is a messenger RNA of Diachasmimorpha longicaudata, 4396 nucleotides long. RefSeq names its product tubulin polyglutamylase TTLL5 (gene TTLL5). NCBI's taxonomy places the organism in Eukaryota, Metazoa, Arthropoda, Insecta, Hymenoptera, Braconidae. Gene Ontology annotation, cellular component: cilium. Bases 590 to 2998 code for a protein of 802 amino acids. Gene Ontology annotation, molecular function: tubulin-glutamic acid ligase activity; tubulin binding. The record is from RefSeq and is a predicted model, not a curated record. Gene Ontology annotation, biological process: protein polyglutamylation; microtubule cytoskeleton organization. The transcript has 14 exons.